Suncus etruscus (white-toothed pygmy shrew) is the source of this 5517-nucleotide messenger RNA. RefSeq names its product shortage in chiasmata 1 (gene SHOC1). Gene Ontology annotation, cellular component: condensed nuclear chromosome. Bases 1 to 5517 code for a protein of 1838 amino acids. The transcript has 38 exons. Gene Ontology annotation, molecular function: single-stranded DNA binding; ATP hydrolysis activity. NCBI's taxonomy places the organism in Eukaryota, Metazoa, Chordata, Mammalia, Eulipotyphla, Soricidae. Gene Ontology annotation, biological process: resolution of meiotic recombination intermediates. The record is from RefSeq and is a predicted model, not a curated record.
AUGUUUUCAUCAUUCAAAUAUUGUGCAAUAGAUUAUUUAUAUGAGAAUUUAGUUAAAAAGGCUUGCAGAAAUGCUUUAAUGCUUCGAAUCCCUUCAUAUUUAUGUCAAGAUGAAAAAUUUUCAGAAGUUUUUGAUGAUAAAUAUAGGAGACCAAGGACAAGAGUGUCAACUGUUCCAGUUUUGGGGAUGACAGAUUUAAUCUUGGAUCAACAAAAAGAAGAUCUCCUUGUGGAAGAUUUCUUUGAAAAAAAACCAAUUACAGAAAUGAUGACCCCAAUUAACAAUGAAUUUGAUGAAGUUAUUCCAAGUUCAAACCCAAACUCCCCAACUGAAGUAGAGGAAACCAACUUAUAUACUUAUGAAGACUACAUUGACAUUUUUACACCCAUUAACCCUUUAGUAAUAUAUCCUGCACUUCAAGCAGAGAACCAAGAUUUGCCUACUAAUGAAGAGAUUAUCUCUAUAGAUCAUUUGAUGACCUAUGAAAGUCAGCUGCCAACUUCAGAUACUCCGUCAAGUAGUCAGAAAUUACGUUUGGUUGAAGAACCUCUUGUAGAUAACAAAAGACAAAAUAUGGAAGCAGAUUCUUUCAGGGAAUGUUUCUUUUUGCAAGAAGAUUUGGAAAGCUUUAUGAAGGAAGAUUUUUAUGUGGAUGAAGAAAACUUUUGCCAGAAGAAUCUAGAAAAUAUAUCAUCUAUUUUGCCUGAGAAUGAAAUCUUAAUAUCUUCAAGUUUCUGUCAAGAAGCUGACAUUUCAACGAUCUCAGAACUGAAGGAAUCACUGAACUUGGAACUAGAAGAAGUAAAUAAUGAAAAGCUUUCCCCAAAACAUCUUACUAUCAAGGAAAACAUUGAAAACGAAGAUAUAAAAUGUAGCUCUAUAGAGAUUUUGGCAACUCAAAGUCAGUGUAAACGAAAGAAUAGUGAAACAGAUCUUACUAUCAAACAAAACUUUGAAAAUGAAGAUAUAAAAUGCAGCUUCAUAGAGAUUUUAGCAACUCAAACUCAAAGUGAACCAAAAAAAAGUGAACCAGGUGACAAAGCAGAGAACCCUUUCCUGAAAGCAGGUUAUUGCUAUUACCGAGUCAUCAGGAUAUCAUAUGAACCCACUCUGAAGCAAGUCGAUGCCAGUCCUCAAGCUGGGGGCUUAUCAGAAAAGGAAUCGGGUAGUAAGCAACAGUCUAAAGAAAAGGGAGGUGGGGGCGAAGGGGCCACUGAGAGCAUAUCAGCAGCAGUGACAGUGGCAGCUUUUUCUCGGGCUGAGCAAAACAUUGAAAAUGAAGAUAUAAAAUGCAGCUCCAUAGAGAUUUUAGCUACUCAAACUCAAAGUGAACUAAAUAACAGUGAACCAGAUCUUACUACCAAGCAAAACAUUGAAAAUGAAGAUAUAAAAUACAGCUCCAUAGAGAUUUUGGCCACUCAAAGCCAGAAUGAACCAAAGAACAGUGAACCAGAUCUUACUACCAAGCAAAACAUUGAAAAUGAAGAUAUAAAAUGCAGCUCCAUAAAGAUUUUGGCCACUCAAAGCCAGAGUGAACCAAAGAACAGUGAACCAGAUCUUGCUACUAAGCAAAACAUUGAAAAUGAAGAUAUAAAAUGCAGCUCCAUAGAGAUUUUGGCCACUCAAAGCCAGAAUGAACUAAAGAACAGUGAACUAGAUUUUACUAUCAAGAAACUCAUUGAAAAUGAAGAUAUAAAAUGCAGCUCCAUAGAGAUUUUGGCCACUCAAAGCCAGAAUGAACUAAAGAACAGUGAACUAGAUCUUACUAUCAAGCAAAACAUUGAAAAUGAAGAUAUAAAAUGUAGCUCCAUAGAGAUUUUGACCACUCAAAGUCAAAGUGAACCAAAGAACAGUGAACCAGAUCUUAUUACCAAGCAAAACAUUGAAAAUGAAGAUACAACAUGCAGCUCCAUAGAGAUUUUAGCUACUCAAACUCAAAGUGAACCAACGAACAAUGAACCAGAGUUAGAAAUGUCAUUAAUUCCCUUGAACUUAAAAAAUCAACAUUCUUCAGGGAAAUCGUUAUGUUCACGACUUCAGACAUUUUCAUUUUCUCCUGUUGGUGAAAUUUUUCUUACUGCUGAAGAAUCGAUUAACAAAUACUUGAAGGUGUGGCAAUUACAAAGCUGCAGAAGUUCUUUGAUAUCUUUUUUGCUUACAGUGCCACAAACUAAAGAGCCCAUCAACCAGGAUUCAGCUAUCAAUUUGAAAAAGGCAUUUUCUCACAAAGAAAAAAGUCUUGUGGUUAGUCCUACAAACACAGAGAGGUGGAAACAAACCAGACUAAAUCUGAUAGUGACUAAAACUUUGGAACAUCCGAAUAUAUAUUUGUGUCAUGAGAAUCUACCUUCUGAUACUAAAAUGGAGAUACAUUUCCCUGGAAAAGAACUUCAGUUAGAAGGAAUUAAACUAGCUUCUGAAGGAGGAAAUUAUGCAUGGCAAGAACAUAAAGGUUGCUCUUCAUCUAUUAUACUUACUAAUGAGAAAUCUACAAAUGAUCAUUUAUCACUUCCACAAAAAAGUCCAUCUUUGGUAAAAGAAGUACCAGACCUAUGUUUUUCUGAUGAUGAUAUUGCUAUUAAGACAGCAACAAAAGAAGAGAAAGCAAAAAAUGAUAUGGAGGUAGAUUAUAAAACAAUUGAAAAUGAAGAAAAUCAAGAAUAUGAAAAACUUAACUACACAAUGCCAUACACUGAGUCACAUUCCACUGCAAAACUUGAAAAAGUGUCUUUUAAGAUUGCUCAAAAUUGUGAGAAUAGUUUGGACCCUUUGAACAAUUUUAUUAUGCUGCGAAGAAAAAAUGAGACUUGUACUUCAACAAAUUACUAUAAUGAAGUCACAGACAAUGAUGAAAAAGAUGGUAAAGAAUGUUCUUGGAUGCUUCAAGAAGAAAAUACAAAUAAAAUACUAGAAAAUAUUGAUCAGGAAAAAAUUGAAGUUAAUGUCACUGAAGAUAAUAUCAUUGAAAUUCAAGCAUCAGGUAGUCAGUGCCAAGCAUUCUGUCUCUUAGAAGCAGCAGCUACUCCCAUUUUAAAAGAACUUGUAUGUCUCUGUACUCAUGUGACUGCUAAUUGGAAAUUUGCGACUGUAAUUUUUGAUCAAACAAGGUUCCUCUUAAAGGAAAAAGAAAAAAUAGUAAGUGAUACUCUACCCAAAGGCACAAAUGAUGAAAGUGAGACGACAUACAAGUAUGCUGCUCUCUUACACCUCCUGGUAACAAUCAGAGAUGUACUUUUAACAUGUAACUUGGGCACAGCUUUAGGAUAUUUGUCAAAUGCAAAAGAUAUCUACCAAAGCAUUUUAGGCUCUUACUUAGAUAAUGUAUGGAGACAGCUGACGAUUGUACAGUUUAUUAAAGAAAAAAGCCCUGAAAGCAACCAUAAACUACAAGAAUUGCAAUGUCACCUACUAAAUUGGAUGCAAAGCAAAGAGCAAAUUAAGGUGCUGAUUAUAAUAAGGAUGGAAUCAGAUAGUGAGAAAGAUUUACUCAUUAAAACCCUUAAAAAAAUGAAAGGUUUUUACUUGACUGUCUUGCAUCUGAAUGAAAGGAAAAGUUUUUUGGAAUCUGGAGAUGUUUUAAAAGGUACCAGUUCCUGUGUAGUUGUACAUAGUCAAUACAUUGGAGCAGAUUUCCCCUGGAGUAAUUUCUCAUUCGUGAUAGAAUAUGAUUAUGUAGAAAAUUCUUGUUGGACUAAGCAUUGCAAAAAAUUGAAUAUUCCUUACACAGCCUUUAAAGUGAUUGUUCCAGACACUGUAUUAAAGAGAAGCACCUUAUUGGAUAGAUUUGGUGGUUUCCUUUUGGAAAUUCAGAUUCCAUAUGUGUUUUAUGCUUCUGAAGGGCUUCUUAAUUGUCCAGAAAUACUUCAAUUGCUAGAAUCCAGUUAUAAUAUCACCCUUGUGGAAAGAUGCUGCAACAACUCAUUAAAACUCUUUGGAAGCACAGAGCAUUAUAUAAUAAUGACAAUUGAUGAACAAACUACCAUAAUUUUGCAGGACCUUGAAGAAUUAAAUUGUGAGAGAGCAUCAGACAAUAUCAUUAUGAGAUUGAUGGCAUUAUCAUUCCAAUACAACUAUUGCUGGAUAAUUUUAUACACCAAAGAAAGGUUUAACUCAGAGUACCAUUUAACAGAAAAGACACAUCAGCACCUAGCACAGAUUUAUGCAGCUAUGGCUUCAUGUGGGCUAAAAUCAGAACUGGAUGUCAAGCUUAUAAUUUCCCCAGGAGUAAAAGAGACUGCACUGCUAAUUCGACAAAUAGCUGACCAUAAUUUAAUGACCUCGAAGAGAGAUCCUUAUGACUAUCUGGAUAAAUCCGGUUUUGAAGUUUCACCAUCCACAGAAGAAAUAUACUUACUUGACUUUCCAUGUAUUAAUCCAUUGGUGGCACAGCUCAUGUUAAAUAAAGGACCUUCACUGCACUGGAUAUUAUUAGCAACUCUUUCUCAACUUCAGGAACUCUUACCUGAAGUGCCAAAGAAAGUGUUAAAGCAAUUUUGUGAUAUCACUUCCUUAUUCAAGAUUAGUUCUUCUCCCAUGAAAAAUCCAUCUGAAACUUCAUCACCUCCAGAAAAUAACAUUCAGAACUUUGCUUCUCAGAGUUCAGCUUCUGGUCCUUUAAACUCUGUCAUUCAAGAAUCUAAUGAAUAUUACCAAUAUUUAGACUUAGGAGACACAGAACAGAGAGAUACAAACAUGACUUCAAAUUAUAACAGUCCUUAUAUGGAAUUAAAACAGAUACCAGGCCUUUUACCACCUGUGACUUAUUAUCAGGCUAGCUACUGGAAAGGCUCCAAUUGUAAUCCCAACACAAUGCAGAAUAAUCCUUUUUUGAUUAAUAGAGAAUCAAGAAAUAUGGCUAAGAACUCCUUUUUUAAUCAGAAUAACUCAGAGACAGAUUUAUUUUCUUCGGGUCUGAAGCAAUUGUAUAGUGAACCGAUAUCAUCAGCUGAUACUCAGGAGAGAUUUAUCCCCAAUUUUAUAAAUUAUCAGGAAAGGGGAAUAUAUAAAGCAGAAGGAUCUAUAAAGAAAGAAGCAUCUGCUCCAACCCCAGAAUGCUCUCAUUGGAACAUCGCAAAGAAUGUUCAGGAACAUCACUUAAUCAAUUUACCAUACAGUACAGAGCAGACUACAAGUAACAAGAGUUUCUUCCAGGGAGAUAAUUUAUUCACCAGCCAUCAAAAACAAGUUUUGGACGAAUUGGGAGGUUUCAGAUAUGAAAGUUCCAGUUGUGGAGCUGAAAAGUCUGUCUGUGGAGAACUGCCAUCUCUUUCCAGUUUGGAUUUAUUUCAUACUUCUGAUUCUCACGUAAAUCAAAAAGAAUUCAAUAAUUCUUAUAUCAAGCAAAGUGCUAAGAAAUGGUUAGGACAGAAAAGGCAUUCUGAAUUUUCAUCUACAUCAAGGGAAAAGGAAUCAUUAACAGGUGGCAUGUGCUCACAACUACAAUUCAAAAAACGACGACUCAUAUAUGAAAAAGUCCCUGGUAGAGUUGAUGGACAAACUCGUCUAACAUUUUUUUGA